Sphaerodactylus townsendi is the source of this 3139-nucleotide messenger RNA. RefSeq names its product ATPase H+ transporting V1 subunit B2 (gene ATP6V1B2). Bases 22 to 1548 code for a protein of 508 amino acids. The record is from RefSeq and is a predicted model, not a curated record. Gene Ontology annotation, molecular function: ATP binding; proton-transporting ATPase activity, rotational mechanism. Lineage: Eukaryota; Metazoa; Chordata; Lepidosauria; Squamata; Sphaerodactylidae. Gene Ontology annotation, biological process: ATP metabolic process; proton transmembrane transport. The transcript has 14 exons. Gene Ontology annotation, cellular component: proton-transporting V-type ATPase, V1 domain.
UAGCCCAGACGGGGAAACAAGAUGGCGGCGCUGCGGGCGAUCCGGGGGAUGGUGAACGGAGCUGUGUCCGAGCUGAGCGGCGGAGGAGGCGCGCGCGAACAGGCGGCCGCAGUGACCCGCGACUACCUGUCCCAACCCCGCCUCACAUAUAAGACAGUGUCCGGAGUCAAUGGACCACUAGUAAUCUUGGAUCAAGUGAAGUUUCCUAGAUAUGCAGAAAUUGUGCAUUUGACACUUCCUGAUGGAACGAGGAGAAGUGGGCAAGUGUUGGAAGUCAGCGGAUCCAAAGCUGUGGUCCAGGUUUUUGAAGGAACAUCAGGAAUUGAUGCUAAGAAAACAUCUUGUGAAUUUACUGGGGAUAUCCUUCGAACCCCAGUCUCUGAAGACAUGCUUGGGCGUGUGUUUAAUGGAUCAGGAAAGCCCAUAGACAGAGGUCCGAUGGUCUUGGCUGAAGAUUACCUUGAUAUCAUGGGUCAACCUAUCAAUCCUCAGUGUCGAAUUUACCCAGAAGAGAUGAUUCAGACGGGAAUUUCUGCUAUAGAUGGCAUGAACAGCAUUGCCAGAGGACAGAAAAUCCCCAUUUUCUCAGCUGCUGGCUUGCCCCAUAAUGAGAUAGCAGCUCAGAUCUGUCGCCAGGCAGGCUUGGUGAAGAAAUCCAAAGACGUGAUGGACUACAGCGAACAGAAUUUUGCCAUUGUGUUUGCUGCUAUGGGAGUGAACAUGGAAACUGCCCGGUUCUUCAAAUCAGACUUCGAGGAAAAUGGCUCCAUGGACAACGUGUGCCUCUUCUUGAACUUGGCAAACGAUCCAACCAUCGAACGCAUUAUCACACCUCGCCUUGCUUUGACCACAGCAGAGUUCUUGGCUUACCAGUGUGAGAAGCAUGUCUUAGUUAUCCUGACAGAUAUGAGCUCCUAUGCUGAAGCGCUGAGAGAGGUCUCAGCUGCCAGAGAAGAAGUUCCGGGCCGCCGUGGCUUUCCUGGUUACAUGUACACAGAUCUGGCCACUAUCUAUGAACGAGCUGGAAGAGUAGAAGGCAGGAAUGGGUCCAUUACUCAGAUUCCCAUUCUUACUAUGCCCAACGAUGAUAUUACCCACCCCAUCCCUGACUUGACGGGAUACAUUACAGAAGGCCAGAUCUACGUGGAAAGGCAACUGCACAACAGACAGAUUUACCCACCUAUCAAUGUACUUCCCUCUUUGUCUCGACUGAUGAAGUCUGCUAUUGGAGAGGGGAUGACCAGAAAGGAUCAUGCUGAGGUUUCAAACCAGCUGUAUGCCUGCUAUGCCAUUGGGAAGGAUGUUCAAGCCAUGAAAGCUGUUGUAGGGGAGGAAGCCCUUACUUCAGACGAUCUUCUCUAUCUUGAAUUCCUGCAGAAAUUUGAAAGGAACUUCAUUGCUCAGGGGCCCUAUGAAAACCGCACUGUUUACGAGACACUGGACAUCGGCUGGCAGCUGUUGCGCAUCUUCCCCAAGGAGAUGCUGAAGAGAAUCCCUCAGAGCACCCUGGCAGAAUUCUAUCCUCGAGACUCCACUGCAAAGCACUAGCCGCACCUUCUAGCUUUGUGAAAAUGCUGGUUUUUUUCUUCCCUUGUGUUGGUGUUUACUUGUCCUCCCUGUAAUUAAACCAAGAAUAAGUGACAUAUUUGUGCCAGUGUUGCUGAUGGGCUUAAACUGACAGAGUUUAAAAUAUACCCCCUUCUUAGACAGCUGGGUCCUGAAUGGUUUACAUUAGCAGGGGUGGCCAGGGGUUGGUCCAUCUUCACCAUUGCAUCAUACUAGCUCUGCCCGCUUGAUUUAUUGGGGCGACAUUUAGAAAUGCUUGAAGGCUGCAUUUUUGUUUGGGUAUUGGAACUGUGAACACUUGUCACAUGGAAAGGCUGAGUUGAGCAAGUAAAGGGGAAAAAUCUCUUCCUUCCUCAGGUCAUCCUGGUCCAUUCACAACUUUUUUCCAGACUGUCCUACAGUGUAGCAAAGAUUUGUUAUUCUAUAAGUAGCUGAAGGGAUGAGGAGGGGCAUCCAUAACACAGCAAGAUGAUUGCCGUGGCACAUUGAACUCACAGAUCACCGCUCGUUGCAAUUUUGGCUGAGAGAAUGCAGAGUGAUGAAGUUGCAAAUGUUUGUACGCCUGGUGCUUGUUCGGUAACAGUUGCAAGAUUCCUACCUCUUCGAUGAAUUUGGCUGGGAAGCCGCUGCUUGGACUGCCAGUUGAAUUGGUGCAACGAACCCUCUGUCAGCACUUUUUCUGAAUGGUAGCAUAGUAAGGGACACCCUGCACCUGUUCCCCUCAAUUCCCAAAUAGUUACAGCUGGAAUCCGGUGCUCAGAGUGGCUGUCCCCCACUGCUAAUAAACACUUAUCCUGAACAGUAUUAGUCUUCACAAUAUAAGCCCAUAAGGGCAGCUCAGUGCUGUCAGAUGCACACCACAAAAAAACCCCAAGGUCUGAACCUGGCAGGAGUAAUUCGUACCAAAUGAAGGGCAAGGGCAGCAUGAACGCGUGAGGGGACUAUUUUAAAUUCUGUUAAACAGCACUUUUAGGUGACACCGGGCUUUGAACCAUAUCUAGUCUUGGUUUGUGAUUUUAACCAACUUCCAAACUUGGAGCUGGCUAGCUGUGUUGAACUGGGCAAAAGAGCUUAAGUUCAUAGGUCGCUGACAUACACUUGCACGGCAUAGACUUCAAAGCUCAGGGCGAGUGGGAUUGCUGUAUCUUCCCAGCCUGCCUGCCAGGCUCUUCCAUGUGGCUCUGGUGAUCCAGGUUGCAAGCUGUUGGCCCACCCUCCUUGCUGAUAACCAGGAGCUGGCUCAAAAAGGUUUGUGAUGGCUCAGGUGGCGUAGAGUGCACCAGCUCCAGUAUCUCCCCCCCCCACCCUGACGCAGACCUUCCAGCUCUCUCCUAUGCAGAUCUUCCUCGUACUGUUUUUAGUCUGUGUGCUCCGUAACUUGGGUGCAAUCGCCUUUUUUGUUCUUUACUCUAGUGCAUUCCAUCGAAGUUGUGUCAAUUCUAUUUUUCUCUGGACGAAGGCGGGGGAUCGGGGGUGGGAGAUAGCAUGAGACUAUUUUAAUGUAGAAAAAAUGUGAUAUCUAAAUAAGUUAAACAUGGAAAAAUAAACAUCGAACAAAAUGAGUGUUCAUUGA